Molecule: messenger RNA, 1824 nt
Organism: Perca fluviatilis (European perch)
Lineage: Eukaryota; Metazoa; Chordata; Actinopteri; Perciformes; Percidae
Product: E3 SUMO-protein ligase ZBED1-like
Exons: 3
Coding region: 1-1824 (607 amino acids)
Molecular function (GO): DNA binding; protein dimerization activity
Source: RefSeq, a predicted model, not a curated record
AUGGCUGAGGCGGAGGGAGAUCACCGCGAUAGACGGGUAAUAAAAAACACACCCAAAGUUUGGAAAGCGGACAUCUGGGCACAUUUCGGAUUCUACGAAGUUGAUGGGAAACUAGACAAGACUUACGCGGUGUGUAAAACCUGCCACACUAAAAUCAAGCACGUUGGCAAUACAACUAACUUCACCAACCAUGUUGAUCGUUGGCAUCCUGAGUUGGCUUCAACAACAACAACACAAAAAGUCGACACAUCCCAGCCAAGAAUUGACGAGUCGCUAGUGUCAAUGUUGCCACACAACUCCGAGAGAGCAAAGAGGAUCACACGAUCGGUGGCAUGUUUCAUAGCGAAGGAUCUACGACCCUAUUCUGUGGUAGAAAAUGCGGGGUUUCGCCACAUGCUUAAAACAAUUGAGCCCCGGUAUAAGCUACCGACAAGAGCUACCUUCACUGAUUCUGCGCUUCCCACAUUGUACAAAGAAACCAAAGCAAAGGUAAUGGAAUCAAUGUGUAAAGCCAGUCGUGUAGCCAUUACAAGUGACGCCUGGACUUCGGUCGCUACAGAGUCCUAUGUAACCAUAACGGCACAUUAUGUUAGCGAGGAUUGGCAGAUUGUAUCACAUGUGCUGCAGACGAGAGCAGUUUAUGAGAGCCACACUGGUGCUCAUAUGGCAGGGCUACUCUUGAAUGUUGUGGAGGAAUGGCAGCUAACAGAUAAAAGUGUUGUGCUGGUGACGGACAAUGCCGCUAAUAUGAUAAGUGCUGCUGAAAUUGGGAAGUUCCCUCAUGUUAAAUGCUUCGCGCAUACGUUGAACCUCGCUGCACAGCGGGCGCUUAAGCUACCGACGGUCUCCAGGCUUCUGGGCAGAGUCCGACGUAUCUCAGCAUACUUCCACCGCAGCACAAAGGCAAAGCACCUGUUUGAAGAAAACCAGAGAGUUGUUCUUAAACUGACAAGUCCACUUAAACUGAUAACGGAUGUCGCCACAAGCAGAGCAGAUCUGGCUAACGUGGAGGAAGUAGUGAAGACAUUAAAACCAGUGAAGGAUGCCACUGUUUUUAUGUCAGAGGAGAGCAGUCCUACAGUCAGCCUCAUUGCACCAGUAUAUGCCCAACUCCUCCAGAGCAUGUCAGACACUAUUGGAGACCAACCACUGAUCCGCGAUGUGAAGAAUGCCAUCAAAACAGAUCUCCUUAAGAGGUACAACAGUGGGGCAGAGAAGAAGAUCCUUCAUACAUCCUCUGCCCUGGAUCCUCGCUUUAAGGGGUUACCUUUCCUGACAGAGGAGGAGAGAUUGGAUGUCUCUGCAGGAGUGACUUCAGAGGCUGCAUCCCUGGAGUAUGAGAGGAGACGUAGGACAGAAGCAGAUGAAGCGCCUGGCGGAACAGGAAGUUCAGGAACCAUGGAAGAGUUGCUGUCCGUGGAUGACAAUGUUUCAGACUCAGCAGGCCCCUCCGCUCCCAAAAGAUGGGCCUCAUCGCUGCUUGUGAGUUUGCUGGGACCUGCUUUCAAUGACAUCAGUGAACCUGCAGUACAAAGUAAGACCGCCGAUGCCAGUGCUGAGGAGGAAAUGGACUUGUACUGUAGAUCCCCAGCUGUGCCUCUCUCUGAGGAUCCCUUGGACUGGUGGCAUCGCCAAAAGGGCACAUUUCCUCUCCUCUCUAGGUUGGCAAAGAGAUACUUGUGCAUCCCAGGGACAAGCGUGUCAGCAGAGAGAGUGUUCUCCACUGCAGGAGAUGUUAUCACUGCAAAAAGAAGCGCUCUCAAACCAGACCAUGUCGAUCAGCUUGUGUUCUUACACAAGAACCUUGAAAUUCCCAAAUGCUGA